This is a messenger RNA of Rosa rugosa (rugosa rose), 1788 nucleotides long. Its product is annotated as dolichyl-diphosphooligosaccharide--protein glycosyltransferase subunit 1B. NCBI's taxonomy places the organism in Eukaryota, Viridiplantae, Streptophyta, Magnoliopsida, Rosales, Rosaceae. Gene Ontology annotation, cellular component: oligosaccharyltransferase complex; membrane. The coding region runs from base 93 to 1493 and encodes 466 amino acids. The record is from RefSeq and is a predicted model, not a curated record. The transcript has 9 exons.
UCAGAACUUUGAAUAAGAGGGAGUGAGCCUUCACCAAAACACAGACACACACACAGCUCAGUCGUCGCAGAGGUCAAGCUCUCCCUUUCGCCAUGGAAGCUCUGCCAAGCUUAGCUCGAUUACUCCUAGCCUUGACGAUCUUCUCCAGUCUCUCACUUCUUGCUUGCUCCUCUUCGCUUCAGGACCUCCAGAUCGCCAACGCCGAGCGCAGAAUUGACGUGACCUCUCAUAUCAUCAAGGUUUUCUUGACGUUAAAGGUGGAAAAUACUGGCACUUCUCCUGUUUCAGAAGUGCUUCUUGCUUUCCCACCUACACAGGUUGAUCACAUAGCAUCACUCAAAGCAGCUGUUACCAUUGGAAAGAAGAAAAAGAAAAGUUAUGUGCCUCUUGAAGUGAAUCCUACUGAACUACCUGAUGCACCAAAUGGGACUAAGUACUUUAAAAUAUUGUUGCUCAACCCAUUGAGUGCUGGUGAAACUGCAACACUAGAAGUGCUUUAUAUAUUGACACAUUCUCUGGAGCCUUUCCCAGCAGAAAUAAGCCAAUCGGAGUCACAGUUGGUCUAUUACCGGGAUAGUGCAAUAAUAUUGUCUCCUUAUUAUAUUAAGCAACAGACUACUUUUAUAAGAACUCCUAGUACUAAGGUGGAGUCAUUUACUAGAGUAGAACCCACUACACGUGCUGGUACUGAACUGAAGUAUGGACCGUACAAGGAUCGCCCUGCAUACUCAUAUUCUCCAGUUCUUGUUCAUUUUGAGAAUAACAGUCCAUUUGCUGUUGUUGAGGAACUUGUACGUGAGGUGGAAAUAUCUCACUGGGGAAGUCUUCAGAUCACGGAACAUUACACUCUAGCACAUGCUGGUGCUCGACACAAAGGUGUUUUUUCGAGGGUUGAUUAUCAAGGUCGGUCUAGUGGUGUCUCUUCAUUCAAACAUCUCCUAGCAAGACUACCUCCUAGGGUCCAUUCAGUCUUCUACCGAGAUCAAAUUGGGAACAUCUCGUCAUCACAUUUGCGUACAGAUUAUCGAAGGUCAGAUCUUGAAAUUGAACCAAGGUAUCCUUUAUUUGGAGGUUGGAAAGCUACUUUUUUAAUCGGGUAUGGACUACCAUUGCAAGACUUCCUUUUUGAGUCACCUGAUGGCAGGCGAUACCUCAAUUUCACCUUUGGUUGUCCUCUUGCUGAGACGGUGGUAGACAAGUUAACCCUCAAAGUUGUGCUACCAGAGGGAUCGAAAGAUCCAUCUGCUGUGGUUCCUUUUACAGUUGAGCAACAUCUAGAGACCAAAUACUCAUACCUUGAUAUCGUUGGGAGGACAGUGGUCGUUCUUGAGAAGAAAAAUGUAGUUCCGGAGCAUAAUUCUCCUUUCCAGGUCUACUACAGCUUCAACCCAGUUUUCAUGCUGGCAGAACCGCUGAUGUUGAUAUCUGUAUUCUUCUUCCUUUUCAUGGCUAGUGUAGCUUACCUACACGUAGAUUUUUCUAUCAGCAAGUGAUAUAGUAUCUCCUGAAUUAUCAAAGCUUAGAUGACCAAGUGGAGCAGUGCAACCAGGACUCUUGAGUGCCAGUCAUUUUGGAUUUUACUUAUUUCAGUCAAUCAGAUAUAUGAUGUAGCUUACUAUGAGAAAAUUUUGUUGUGCAUUGCCCCGCUUGCUUUAUGAAACUGAACCUAAACCCCACACACUAUAUUGUUGUCUUAGUUUUAGAAACAGAAGGAUACUGAUGUGUUUUGAUAGUGAAACUAUGAUGUUAUAAAUGUAUCUACAUAAUAUGACAGAGGACUUGAAAGCU